Messenger RNA from Pungitius pungitius (ninespine stickleback), 1893 nucleotides. Its product is annotated as piggyBac transposable element-derived protein 4-like. The transcript is spliced from 2 exons. Lineage: Eukaryota; Metazoa; Chordata; Actinopteri; Perciformes; Gasterosteidae. The record is from RefSeq and is a predicted model, not a curated record. Bases 1 to 1893 code for a protein of 630 amino acids.
AUGGCGACGGCAAGAAAAGGGAGAGAGCUUUUUACUAUUUUGGAAACUAGCGCGGACGCAGAAAGUAGCACGGCGUGCGACGGCCGAGACUCUCCGCUUAAUCUUUCGGCCGAUGUGAAGUGGUUUGAAAUUCCUUACAGAAAGCCGGACUCGGACGAGGAAAACGGAGUACGGGAGGAGGAGGAGGAGGAGUACGCGGAGGACUGCUAUUAUUCCACCUCCACCAACUGCUCUGACACCGCCUCGAACGAUUCGGAUAUCGAUUUCUCCGAUUUGGAGGAGGAGGAGCGCAGGAGCUGCUUCGGCUUCGAGGAGGACUCGGACGAGGACUGCACGUCGGCGGACUUCUGGGGCGAACCCGACCAGGUCAUUUCGAUCGAGCCCUUCGCCGCGGCCAGCGGCCCUCAGCACUCGCUGGGGGACGACGCCGACACCCGUGACUAUUUCCGGAUACUCUUCCCCGAUUCUCUUUUUGAACACAUGGUAGAACAAACAAACAAAUACGCCCUCUACCGGCAGAGGAGGAGCGGGAAAUCCGACCCCCACUGGCACCCCACCGACGUCCGGGAGAUGAGGGCGUACGUGGGGUUGAACGUCCUCAUGGGCAUCAACCAGCUUCCGGACACCGGCAUGUACUGGGCCAGCGACAUUUUCAUAGGCAACGCAGGCUUUAAAAAAACCAUGACGGCCAGGCGCUUUGAAAAGCUCACCCAGUACCUCCAGCUGUGCGACCGCGAGACCGAGCCCGUGCGCGGCGAGCGCGGGUACGACGCCCUCUUCAAAAUCAGGCCUCUCCUCGACGUGGUGGAGAACACCAUGUGGGACUCGUACGCGCCCAAUCGCUGUCUGACCAUAGACAAGUGCGCCAUUGUCACCAAGGGCCGUUUCUCCCCCACCCAGUGCAUGCCCUCCAAGCCCCUGAGGAAAGGGCUGACCGUGUGGAUGCUGUGUGACGCGCGCACGGGCUUCUGCCACCGGGCCAAGAUCUACGUAGGCAAGCCAGACGAAGACGAGGCCGCCGCCUGCCUGGGCUACAGGGUGGCGACCUCCCUAGUGCGCGGCCUAGAGCGCCAGUACCACCACGUCUUCAUGGACGGCUUCUUCACCUCGGUGCCCCUCCUCCAGCGGCUGCUGCGGGACGGGCUGUACGCCUGCGGCCCCACCCAGCCCAAGCGCCGGGGUUACCCCGAGGUCCUGCGGCCCAGCAACGUCGGGAAGCUGUCGCAGGGCGAGUUCUACCAGUGUCAGCGGGGCAACCUGGUCGCCACGGUGACGCGGGACGCCAAGGUGGUCAGCUGCCUCUCCACCAACUCUGCUCCCGGCAUCGUGGGCAUCAGCCCGGGUCGGCAGCGGGCCGAGGCGGACGGGGAGGAGGAGGGCGACGGCGUGAACUGCUCGGGUUCGUCCCUGGGCGUGCCUCGGCCUCUGCCCCUGCUGUUGUACCAGGAGAACAUGAGGGGCGUCGACCUGUGUGACCAGCUGAGGGAGUGCUACCAGGUGGGCAGGCCGUGUAAGAAGUGGUGGCGCUACUUCCUGUGGUUCUACGUCAACCUGUGCAUCGUCAACGCCUACGUCAUCCUGAGGGAGAGCAGGGGCGGGACGCCGCCGGCGGGCUUCAGCGGCAAGCAGUUCACCCAGCGCCACUUCCGGGUGCGCCUGGCGCAGCAGCUGAUUGGAGACUACCAAGGGGCGAGGGGCAUGGAGCGGGCGGCGCGUAAGAGGCACGCAGAUUCCCCCAUAGAGUACGGACAUCGCCUGGAGCGCAUGUCGGAGCGCUCUCGCCGCUGCAGGAACUGCACCAACAAGGGACUGCGUCACGAGAGCGUGUUCGGCUGCAAGAUAUGCAACGUCCACCUGUGCAGGGGGGGGUGCUUCUCUGAGUUUCAUAAAUAA